Messenger RNA from Temnothorax curvispinosus, 2053 nucleotides. Its product is annotated as esterase E4-like. NCBI's taxonomy places the organism in Eukaryota, Metazoa, Arthropoda, Insecta, Hymenoptera, Formicidae. The record is from RefSeq and is a predicted model, not a curated record. The coding region runs from base 182 to 1975 and encodes 597 amino acids. The transcript has 9 exons.
CUCCUGCGACAGUCUUAAUCCUACCUUCGCCAAACGAACACGUUCUUCGGCACUCACGAAACCGCACGGUAUACCCUGUCAUUAUCAUUACAUCAGCUUCACGGUCCAUUGUCUAGAGUUUAAGAUCGUCACGAAAUCUCUCAAAAAUCUGACGCUGUAUGGUACUUCAAGAGUGUUCAAAAUGAGGGAAUAUCGAAAUAACGUAUUAAUCCAGCUAAGCUUUAUUUGCAUCACCACGCUUAAUGCGAAUAUUGUUUGUGGUGAUUCACCAGUUACAAAAAUUCCAAAUGGUACGUUGUUUGGGAAGACAAUGCCCACCCGAUUUGGAAAAAAUAUUUAUGCAUUCCUGGGAAUUCCCUAUGCUGCACCGCCAAUUGGAGAACUCAGAUUCAAGCCUCCGCAACCUCCGAUCGCUUGGAACGGUACCCUAGAUGCUACGACAAACGCCGAGAUAUGCACGCAACGGAACAUUUACGUCCAUCAGGAAGAGAUUGUCGGCAGCGAGGAUUGUCUUUACCUGAACGUCUAUACGCCUUGCAUAGAGUGCACCGAAGAACACUCGAAUUCUAAUCAUAAUUUGAAACAACGGAAAGCCUUCCCGGUCAUGAUUUGGUUCCACGGCGGCGGAUGGAUCGCCGGAGCCGGCCACUCUGAAUAUUACGGGUCCAAGUUCCUGCUGGACUUCGACCUCAUCCUCGUCACCGUGAACUAUCGACUUGGACCGCUGGGCUUCUUGAGUACGGAGGAUCUGGAAUGUCCAGGAAAUCUAGGAUUAAAAGAUCAACAGCAAGCUAUCCGAUGGGUGCAAGAGAAUAUUGUUUACUUUAACGGUGACCCGAAUAGAGUGACCCUUUUCGGUGAAAGCGCAGGCGGUGCAAGUGUUCACUAUCAUAUGGUCAGCCCUCUUUCAGCAGGACUUUUCCAUCGCGGUAUUUCGCAGAGUGGCAACUUUUACAACCCGUGGACUUUAACGUCACCAGGAUUUGCCAGAAAGAGAGCCCUGACUUUGGGUAAGCAUAUAGGAUGUAGCUCCGAGAAUUCGAAGGAACUCAUUGAAUGUCUACGAACAAAGAGUGCGGAGGAGAUUAUUGGCACUGACCAUCUUUUCCAGAAAUUUGGCUACUGCCCGAUGAUACCAUUCCGACCGGUAAUCGAACCCAAGCACCCAGGUGCUUUCCUGACGGAGGAUCCUCUAAUUUCCGUACGAGAAGGCCGCCUUCUCGACAUACCCUGGAUGACGGGAAUUACUUCGGACGAAGGAGCUUUGAGAGUAGCAGGUAUUUACGGACAGGAGAACCGUGUGAAGGAAUUGGAUAAUAACUUCAACAAAAUUGCGCCUAUAAGCUUAUUUUAUGACGAGAGAUAUAACAUCACGAAUGAGAAUUUGCUAAAUGAGAUAACCACUUCCAUUCGCAAUUUCUAUUUCGGUUAUAAUUCUAUCGACCACACCGAGGAUUCCAGGGUCAAAGUCGUCAACAUGUAUAGUGACUCGUGGUUUAAUCAUGGCACCCACAAAGCUGUGCAAGAUUUUAUUGUAAACCGAACUUCACCAGUCUUUUAUUAUUACUUCGCGUACAGAGGAAGUGCCUCCUUCAGUUCGAUAUUCGGCGAUCCCGUAAAAGAUUAUGGAGUAUCGCACGCGGAUGAUUUGCAGUACUUGUUCCCUGUGGGAGAAGAGUUGUUUCCGGACACGCCAUUGUCCGAGAAAGAUCAAGAAAUGAUUGAUGUCAUGACCUAUCUUUGGUAUAAUUUUGCAAAUUCCGGAAAUCCUACGCCAAAAGUGACAAACGUGGUUCCAUUGAAGUGGAAACCUGUGAAAACAGAGGAAGCACCGGAAUACCUGCGCAUAAAAAGCUCAACGAAGAUUGCUAUGGAUCAUAGUCUUCUUUUAAAAAGAAUGUUAUUUUGGGAUUCCUUAACACACCAGUUGAAGUGCCAUGACAAUACUUUUAGACGUUUGAAGGAUGAGUUGUAACUUGUACAUUUGUAAUUUGCGCAUAAGGCAAAGAUAUUUGAAUGUGACUGCAAGAAUCUUAAAAUGCUGAAAUUUUAA